AUGGGGGUAAAAAGAGCAGACGCAUUGUUCGACCAGUUGGGACCAACGGUUCUAAAAGACAUCCGUCUCGACCAAUUGGACUUGAGCGGUAAAAAGGUGGGGAUUGAUGCCACCUUAUGGCUUGGGACCGUCAAAAGUAUGCUCAAGGCCAACCAAAAGAAAUUAUCCUCAAGUACUGAAAAGUUUCUCGUCAAGGUCCAAGAGAAGACGUAUUUUCUUUACCAUUUCAUUGCUUAUUGUGAAGACAGGUUUAAACUUCUAAACCGGAUUAAAAUUAAAUCAAUGAUGGUGUUCGAUGGAAAUGCUACUCCAAGAAAGACUGAAAUAAAGAUGUUGUGGAAAAAGAUAAAGGAGGGCAGCAGCAAGAAGAAGGAGGUGAAUAUUGAUCCUAAUCCUGAUAGUGAUAUUGAUCAUGAGUGUGAUAGUGAUAGUGAUGGUGAUAAUGACCGCGAUAAUGAACGUAAGAAAGUCAACUAUAAUAAGCCAGAAAAAAUGUACAUUCCUGAUAGGAAAAGGGUACUCGAGUGGUUAACUAAAGAAGGUGUGGAGUUUAUUGUGGCUCCUUACGAAGCUGAUGCCCAAUUAACAUACUUGACAAUAAAGGGUAAAAUAGAUGCAGUUAUCACGGAGGACUCGGACCUCAUUGCAUUGGUUAUCUAUAAGUUGGACGUAAACACUCAAAUGUGUAAGCACUACUCAUUUGACCGUUUAAAGGACCAUCAUUUAUACGGAACAUUUACGAAAAAGAUGCUUCUGGAGAUGUGUAUAAUGAUUGGGUGUGACUACCUACCAAAUUUGCAAGGGAUAGGCAUUCAGAAAGCUGGCGAUGCUAUAAAGGAAUCGAAAACUUUCGCCAAUAUAAUUCCUUAUAAGAAGAAUAUCAAGCUUAGAAUCGAGGCAGAUAAGUUUGAAACAAAUACGCCGAAAAUUCUAGAAGAAUUCAAGAAAGCAAUUAAAAGCUUUCACUUAUCAACAAGUUUAUGA
Molecule: messenger RNA, 984 nt
Organism: Rosa rugosa (rugosa rose)
Lineage: Eukaryota; Viridiplantae; Streptophyta; Magnoliopsida; Rosales; Rosaceae
Product: exonuclease 1-like
Exons: 5
Coding region: 1-984 (327 amino acids)
Molecular function (GO): 5'-flap endonuclease activity
Source: RefSeq, a predicted model, not a curated record